GACCCCGCCCCUCACCUGACGCCAUCUUCUGACCGCGCGAGAGAAAAUGGCGGCCGGCGGACAUCUUCCUCCACCCGGAGAGCGAGGAGCGGGCGCGGCCCAGUGACGUCAUCGGCUGCCGCCGGUCCGUGAGCUGCGAGGAGGAGGAAAUGAUAGAAGAGGUGAGGACGGCGGGGACCCCCGGAGCCCUCCUGAUCACAGACUCCGCCUUCUUCAGUGGCCGAAAACUUCUCCUCAGCCUGAUUGUCUCCUCAGUACAGAGAGGAGAAAACGUUCAUAUCUUCAGCUUUGAGUUUCCUGCAGAGGAAUUUCUGGUGGGAGUUCCGGAGGGCGUUGUAUCCAGGAUCACCCUCCAUGAUGGUUUCUCGGACCCCCUGCGCUGGAGAAGCGGAACGCAGUCUCUGACGCCUCGUGACUUCAAUGCCAAGACCAUCAGAGAGCGGGUCAGCCAGACCCCCUCCCCCGUCACCAUCGUCCUGGAUUCCCUCAGCUGGAUCCUGUCCCGAUGUCCUCUCCCGUCCGUCUGUCACACCCUGCGAGAGUUAUCCCGCCCACCCAUCAACGGAGGGUCACAUGACCUGCGAAUCCUGACAUUGCUGCACGAGGAUGUACAUGACCCGGGGGCGGUGCGAUCGCUGUGUGCGCUCUGCGACUCCGUCCUCCAUGUGACCGGGGGAGGGGACCAAAUCGGGGUCACCGUCACCCAGCGCAAGAGAUCUGGGAAGGUUGUCACCAGCAAGGAAGUCUUCAGAGUCCUGGAGGACUUCUCCAUAGAGAUCACUACAGACGCUGAAUCCCAACCCCCGAGCAGAACGGAGGUGGAUCCGGCGGUGAGUCUGACGUUUAAUCUUCACCUUUCUGAGAGUGAUAGAGAAAGGAGAGAAUCUGCCACCCUCCCAUACACCUUCAGUGACACCAAGAAGUCAUCUCUUCUGCAAAGUUCCAGCAGCUCCGCCAAAAUCUUCUACGAUCCUGACCCCGGCGAUGACCUGGAUGAGGAGGAUCCGGAUGAUGACCUGGAUGUGUGAUCCCGACCCCGGCGACGACCUGGGUGUGUGAUCCCGACCCCGGCAAUGACCUGGGUGUGUGAUCCCGACCCUGGCGAUGACCUGGAUGAGGAGGAUCCGGAUGACGACCUGGGUGUGUGAUCCCGACCCCGUCGAUGACCUGGAUGUGUAAUCCCGACCCCGGCGAUGACCUGGAUGUGUGAUCCCGACCCCCGCGAUGACCUGGAUAUGUGAUCCCGACCCCGGCGAUGACCUGGAUGUGUGUGUAUAUAUUGUGUAAAUAAAAUGGUUCAAAAUUGUCA
This is a messenger RNA of Rana temporaria (common frog), 1309 nucleotides long. RefSeq names its product elongator acetyltransferase complex subunit 5 (gene ELP5). Gene Ontology annotation, biological process: tRNA wobble uridine modification. Lineage: Eukaryota; Metazoa; Chordata; Amphibia; Anura; Ranidae. The record is from RefSeq and is a predicted model, not a curated record. Gene Ontology annotation, molecular function: tRNA binding. The transcript is spliced from 8 exons. Gene Ontology annotation, cellular component: elongator holoenzyme complex; cytosol; nucleus. Bases 150 to 1028 code for a protein of 292 amino acids.